This is a messenger RNA of Hemiscyllium ocellatum (epaulette shark), 6264 nucleotides long. It is a transcript of the gene maml1, whose product is annotated as mastermind-like transcriptional coactivator 1. Gene Ontology annotation, molecular function: transcription coactivator activity. NCBI's taxonomy places the organism in Eukaryota, Metazoa, Chordata, Chondrichthyes, Orectolobiformes, Hemiscylliidae. Bases 210 to 3305 code for a protein of 1031 amino acids. The transcript is spliced from 5 exons. The record is from RefSeq and is a predicted model, not a curated record. Gene Ontology annotation, biological process: positive regulation of transcription of Notch receptor target; Notch signaling pathway. Gene Ontology annotation, cellular component: nuclear speck; nucleoplasm.
ACCCUGGUGAUCGGUUGUCCGUCCGUCGAUGAUGGUCUGAGGUAAAACAAAAAUAAGAAAGAAAAUGGAGAAAAGUCGAAGCGAAGAGUUUUCCUGUUGACUCCGCGCUUCCUGAAUCUGAAGGCGGCUGUCGAUGAGUGGCUUUCCCCUCCUCCCUCCAGUUUUCUGAGGGGGAGUGAGGGGGUAAAGUCUUGAAUACAACCGCCGCCAUGGCCGAGUUCGUGUUGCCGCGGCACAGCGCCGUGGUUGAGCGGCUCCGUAAGCGGAUCGAGCUGUGCCGCCGGCACCACACGGCCUGCGAGGCGCGUUACCAGCGGGCCUCGGCUGAGCGCCUGGACCUGGAGCGCCAGCACAGCCUGGCCCUCCACCAGCGCUGCCUCCAGGCCAAGAGCAAGCGGGCCGGCAAGCAGCGGCCUCCCCAGCCUCAGCCUCCACCGCCGCCGCCUCCUCCUCCCCCUUCAGCCGCACAGCAGGACUCGCAGGUCGGUUUCAGGAGCAGCAACCCAGGGGCCGCAACUAGCAAUGUGGACUCACCUCCAGGAGCUGCGAGUGGGGAUCAAAGCAGAACAAGCACGCUGCAGGCGCUUCACGAGAGGGUGAAGAAGAAAUUAAUGGUUGAUGGCACAUCAUUGAAUGGAGAUCAGCAAAACGGAUUUGAGGAUGGGAGCUUUUCAGGCCCUAAGAAGCUCCGAUUGAAUGGGGAAGAUGGGUCAGGACUGCUUGCGGUUAAUGCAUCUUCUAAUGGCAUGCUACCAAUGUCCCCACUGCACCAACGAGAUAAAAGAGCUGGAAUCGGGGACAGUGCGCAAAGCAACGGAAACCAUUCCUUGAGCUUGGACAAUGUGAAGAAAGAAAGUAUUCCUGACUCCAGUGUGCAGGUGAAUGGGAACUGUGAUGGUGCUGAUGGGUUCACUCUUAUUAAAGAACUUAAGCAGGAGUCUGUGUUGGAUUUACAUGGUAUGAACCCUGUAGGCACUUCUCUGUCUCAGAAUAACAUGUUUCCAGAUAUCAAUUUGAAUGAACAAGAGUGGCAGGAAUUAUUUGAUGAGUUAAACCGAUCUGUGCCGGACCAAGAUAUACAGGAUCUCUUCAAUGAAGAUUUUGAAGACAAAAAGGAUAUUGAACCUGCAGGUUCUUCUGAUCAAACAACCUUACAAGACAGCAUAACAAUAAAAACUGAGAUUUCUUCAUCUUCCUAUGAACGUGAGCAAAAGGGGCCUCCACAGAUCAGACCAUCUGCAUCAGGACCUUCAUUUUCAAGUGUUUCUGUAGCUCCUGUUAAUACAGCCCCUUCAGGGACUGGUAUUUCUCAGGCUAUGGCACAAACAUCACGCUCAACACAGCUUUCAGUAAGGUCUGACUCUAGUGUCCUGUUGCCUGGGAAGGCAGGGCCAUCUGUGGAACGGUCUCCUGCACAGCAGCUGCAGCAGAUGGCUGCUAAACAGAAGCAGAGAGCACAACUCCUACAGAAACAGCAAAUGCAGCACUCCUCAUCCAACCAGGUACCAAACUGGUCGACAGCACCUACCCAAAGCCCUCUUGGUGGACCCUACAGCCUUGAUAAACCUAACAGUCCUUCAUUGUACCCACAAGACUUCAACCAAAAGCUUCCAAUGACCAGUGUGCAGCCAAAGAGCUCUCCAAAAGCUGGUGGUAACUACCUCCAGGCAAACCAUGUCCCAAUGUUAAACCAUCAGCCGAAUACUUUGGGUCAAAAUUCCACAAACAGCCAGGCUCCACUGCUAAGCUAUGCCAACACUAAACGGUUAACUCAUUUUGAAAUGGAUAACAAUCCAAGGGCUGUGCUACCUAACCACAACAAAGCUGCAAUGUUUUCCUAUGUGCGACACCCGCAAACACUUUCCCAUCUCAGUGAUGAGCAGAAAAGAAUGCUGUUGAAACAGAAGGAGCUUCCUCAGGGGGGUGUUACGUAUAGGCCUCUUCUGCAGCACAAUCAGGAUCAAAAUCCUGGAACUGUCACCAGGGCAUCAAACUCUGUCCAGGCAUCAGGUCCAGGAACUCAGCCUCCGCCUGCUUCGAUUGCUAGUAACCAUGGAAAUGUUGUGUAUAUUGGUAGCCAGCAGCAGGCUGCUGUCAUGAAACAGCAAAUUUUGAUGGGUCAGCAGAAGCAACGAGAGCAGCAAUUACAGUUGAUUGAGCAGCAAAAGCAGCAAUACCUGCAGAGACAACAACUGCUGGCAGAGCAGGAGAAGCAAAGAAAGCAGCAAGAGCAACAGUUGCAGAGACACCUCACAAGGCCCCCACCUCAAUAUCAAGACCAGCAGCAAAAUCAGUACCGCGUUGAGCAAGUUAGCCAGUUUCAGAGUCCCCCUCAAGUUCUUCAGACGGUUGGAAAUCUGGCUGCAGCGAAUGCAAGCAGCUCACGGUUGUUCCCUCAGAAUCAAAAUAUGAUCCAGAUCGGGCAAAGCCAGAGUUCUGUCUCCUCCAGUAGCUCUGCUGCUGGUCAGUCAGAACUAGGAGCAUCUCAGUAUGGUAAUAUGCACAAUGUCCAACAGGGAAUAUACAAUGUGGGGUCAAAUGUGAACCAGAUGCUUCCACAUUCUGCCCAAGGCACAAUUGGAAAUGGGCAGCAUUCAAAUCCAUUGCAGAUGCAACCUAAUAUGACUCAAGGAGCUCCAAUGGUAACAGGAUACAGUCAAAAUCACCUCAACAGCUCAAACCUUGCACAACAGCAACAUAACAAAGGAACGGUGAACCAGGCUGUAUCAAAGACCCACUUGCAGAGGCUACCAGGUGCUGUGGUAAGCCAAAAUCCAACAUGGCCGAAUCAGUCUUUGCAAAGCAUGAAUAACCAAAAUCAAACGAAUAGCAAUCUAGUAGCAUUCAGCAGUACCUCAACCUUCCAUGUGCGUCCAACUCGGCCUAAAUUUGCUAGCCAGCAGUUUGUGCAAGGAAUGUCUCGACCAGGUCUUUCUUCAGUCAGACCAGUGGGCUCCAUCAACUCAACUGUUGGUGACCAAGUCAUGCCUACAUUAGGUGGACCUCUGUCGCGGACAAAUCAGCCCUUGCAACAGAGUAUUCCUAGUUUAAACCAGUCCAUUCCGGAUAUGACUAACUUUGCUUCCAGCCAGCAAAUGGCCUCAAGGGGCAACCUCCAAUGCAACCAGGUUUACCAGGUAAGAGGCACCAGCCAGGAGCUACCUUUUAAUUAUGGUAACCAGUCUGGUAGCAGCGCAGUUCAGGCGUUACCUGGAGAUACAGACUUGAUGGACUCCCUAUUGAAAAACAGGACUACAGAGGAAUGGAUAAUCGAUUUGGAUGAACUGUUGGGAUCUCAUCAUUGAAGGGGGCUUGCUGAUCUUGUGUGUAAUCAGUGGGAAUAAGUGUAAUUUUUGAAUUUUUUUAUAUAAACAGUAUGGGACCAAAAAAAAAAGCUGUUACAAAACCCCUGUGGCACAUGGCAGGUAUAAAUGUAUGGUUGGGAACGGUAUUAUUGGGCAGGUUUUUUAAAUAACUCUAUUUUACUGCUAUAUGGGCAGAUUAUAACAUUUUUAUAUAAAACAUAGUUUUUUAAAAAGUUCCUUUAUUGUACACGGGUUGCCCCUUGCCAGUCAGGAAAUCCAUAUCAGAUCACAACUUCGAGUAGUCAUCUCUAUACGUGUUUAUCCAAACUUGCAGGAUUAUAAUCAAGUAAUAGAAAUGAAGAUUGUUGGAAACACAUAGCUGGUUUGUCAGUUUUUUUUAUAUACUUUUUUAAAAAGCCUACUUAAGCUAAUGAAGUGUAUGCAUCUCUCUUUCUUGAUGCAGGUUGGCCUCUUGUCCCCUUCAAAAGUUUUCCCAUUCAUUUCAUGUUUUAGUCCUUUACCUUUUUGUUGCAUCUAAGUAAGUAUUUUAUCAUUUGCCUGUCAUUUCCUUUACCCUUGACUUUGGAGGUGUCCUGCUCUUAUAGUCCACCCCACUUAUUCCUUGUAUGAAAGGAAGCAACCUAUAAAGUCACUGCUGUAGUAACACAUUUUAAACGGUUAAGUUAUUCAUGUACUGUUCAUGUUUCUGUGUUGAACUUUUAUGUCGCUCACCUACAGCAUUUAAGGGGGCCAUUGGCCCAUCAGGUCUGACAUGAAAUCAUUCGGCCUAAGCCCACUUUCCAACCCCUGGUCUGUCUCCAUGGAGUUUAUGGCACUUCAAGUAUAUCAGGUUAUUUCUAAAUCUUAGAGUGGUGUAGGCAGAAACUUUAUCAGGCAGUGGGUUCCAGAGCCACUCCAUCCUAGUGAAAAUAAUUUUCCUGUAAUCCCCACUGAACCCCUUCCCUCCUUAAUCAGAUAAAGUGAAUAGGAAGGAGCCUUUAAUUUUAUACAUUUUAACUUCUGUUCGAAAGGAAACAAUUGCAGUGUGUCCAGUCUUUCCUCACAAUUCAAAUUCUCCAGUCCAGGUAGCACUCCAGUGCAAUCAUAUCUUUCUUUUUGUGCUGUGAGCCAGUCUGUUUUGUGCUGAUUUUGUUGUCUCCAUGAUUUUAGGUUUUCUGUUUUGGUUAAUAGAGGCAAUAUUUUUGUAUUCCUCUUUGAUUAAUGAGCUACCCAUACUUCCUACUUUUUAAGUGUGAUCUCAACUUCCUGUCAUGUAACUUGUUUGAUUCCAAUUUCAUUUAGUUUUCUUUCCUGUACACUUUCUUGCUUUUUAUAUGGCUUUCUAGCCAAAUUCAGCAACAAAGGUAUGAGGAUUUUUAUGAAUUGCUCACUACAAAAUCAUCACGCAUCUUAUUUUAUCAUUUAUUUUCCAGCAACGUAUGUUGUGCUAGGUCACAAAGGGCACUGUUUUGUUGAUACGAAACUGCAGUCUAUAAAAAUGGCAGGUUUGCUUCCCUAAAAUGCAUUAUUGAACCGAUGUUUCAGGUGGUUUGACAAAUUUGUGGUUGUGCACCAAAUUGUAAAAUUUAUUUCUAGAUCCCUUGUGAAAAAUAUAUUCAAAUUAUUAUAUUUCUCUCAAUGGGAUUUGAAUUCAUGUGUUCUGCAUUGUUAGUUUGGUAACAUAACUACACCACUGUACCCCAUGGAAAUGAUCACUGUUCUCUUGCUCACGGGAGGUAAGAAAUGAUACUGCAAUUGGCGCAUUCUUAAAUUAUAGUUGCAACACAUCUGCAUUGCUGUAUUGAAAGUUCAUUGCACUUUACUUUUUUGUUUGCUUCAGAUUCCCCCGCUCCCCUAUAAAUUUGGAUUGGGUUGUGGUUGGGUCGGGGGGGGGUGGGUAUGAGUUACUGUAUGUAAAGGCAUUUGUGGCACUGUGGUCUGAUUGGGCCUAUAGUCAAUCAAUUGAAUAAACUUCAUUGGAAUGUUUCAAAAUCCUGACCAGACUUGGUUCAAGCUUUUACAAGUAGUUUGAAAACGUUUAAUUGCACUAUGCAUUCAGUGACUGUCUCACGCUCAUUUUAUCUUGUCCAGGGCACUGAGAGUGUAGCAAUAAAAGGGAGGUUUUAUCAUUUACUGGUGCCUCAGAUAUGCUCCAAUGUUCUGUAUUGCUGUUUUGGAGGCUUGUGCCACAUUUGUCUGUUAACUUGUGGAUAUUUAUGUAUCGGAUAAGUUUGUUUUGAGGGGGGUGGGGGGGUAUAGUAUUUUUUUUCACUUGACUGGUGCAGGUGCAGAUUAUCAGGAUGAAAUGGCAAGAUAAAGAUUGAAAAUCAGCCAUUCAUUUUCCCAACCAUCCAUUUCCCAUGGUUGAAAUAUUCUAUAGCAAAUUUGUUGAUUUCCAAUCAUGGUGCUUGCAGUAUCUUAAAGUUUAAGUCAGUCAGAUUGUGUGCGUAUGUAUAUAAAUGUUUACAUUUUUAUAAAAGAAAAAUUGAUAAAAGUAUUUAGUUCCUUGUCUGUAAUAUAUUUUUGCAUUUUAUAGUUUAAAACAAAACUCAUUUCUUGGUAUGUUUUUUUUGUAAGUCUUAACUCUGCAAUUGUAUUGAUAUUGACUGUACUCGCUCUGUCUAAUCUUCAUUUUGUAUUCAACUGUAAUGUUAGACUUUGAACCCCCACCAUUUGAACUAUUACAGGUCGGUUCCUGGGGGAAAUAACCAAUGGCCAAAUCUGGUUUUACAGUCAUACUCUCCCUCAGAAUUGUUUUUUAAAAAGAUUAAUUUAGUGUGUCCAGAAUGUAAUCUUUAAUAAAUAUUCCAUAUGUGUAUGUCAGAUUAUAAACAUCAGGUUAGUUAGUUCACCUGAGACUUGUUUUAUCUUGAUAUCCAUUUUUGUUUUGAUUGAUCUCAUUCAACUUGCAUUCUCAUUGAACCUAUCAUAUCCCUGUGCAGAAAUGAAUCUAAUUACC